AUGCUGUCCGCCGCUGCCCGACCUGCUCUCCGUGCGAUGCGAACCCCUCUCGCCAGUGUCCAACGCCAACAGAUGCGUUCGCUGCACGUCGACAACGUCGUGGGCAAUGUGAGUACUUCCGAACGCCUCCCGCCGCCUGCCACUUGUGCCGUCACUCUUUCACACCUUGAGAGGGUAUGGCUUAGCCUUCCUAGCUUUGUGCAUUCACUGACACUGUGUUUGUAUACUGUGCAACAGAACCACCCCUUCAGUAGGUCAUCAACACCACAACCCCAGGGGCUGUAGCGGAGCAGAUCGGCCGGCCCUAUCUCGACCCCUGUUCAAUCCAACAAUCUGCUCACCGUACAACCAUUCGUUCCAUACCACAGGUUACAAGUCCGGUUCCGGUUUGGCCAUCAGGAUGAUCGCCUUCUGCGGCCUCGGGUUCGCUACCCCCUUCCUCGCCGCGUCUUACCAAAUGUAAGCAUCGAGCCUCUCUCUCUAACACUUACAUCCAGCUUCUUUCGAUGACUCAUCAUUCGUGAUCUGUUGAUUGGUCCGCCAACUUUUCACAGCCACAAGGCCUCGGCUUAG
Microbotryum saponariae is the source of this 573-nucleotide messenger RNA. Lineage: Eukaryota; Fungi; Basidiomycota; Microbotryomycetes; Microbotryales; Microbotryaceae. The record is from the annotation of a GenBank genome assembly.